Perca fluviatilis (European perch) is the source of this 3496-nucleotide messenger RNA. RefSeq lists its product as uncharacterized. Gene Ontology annotation, molecular function: structural constituent of egg coat; acrosin binding. Bases 55 to 3309 code for a protein of 1084 amino acids. Lineage: Eukaryota; Metazoa; Chordata; Actinopteri; Perciformes; Percidae. Gene Ontology annotation, cellular component: egg coat. Gene Ontology annotation, biological process: prevention of polyspermy; binding of sperm to zona pellucida. The record is from RefSeq and is a predicted model, not a curated record. The transcript has 19 exons.
UUAGUCGCCCUCAUCUGCAGGUGACACGUGUGCACGUGUGAGCAGAAUCCAGCGAUGUCUUGCAAACAGAGAAGAGAUCAAAUAACUUUGUUUUUAUUUGUUGUAACCUUUUAUUGUUACACGUUUCAAGUUAGCCAUUCGGUAAGUUUAGGACAACGGGAGGAAGGUUUAACUGCCUACCAAGUUCAAGAGGCAACCGCUACCGGGUGGGAAAGGAUUAAACACGACAACGACGCCCAACAGGGACAUUGGCGCCUCGUUGAACAGGUUAUCCAGGCCCCAAGUCUGCGAAAAUCUAACCAGCGGGGGCUCACGGAGCUUCGGCCGGAAUCUGCUGCCUUUCCCGGAGAGCCAAUCCCAUAUCGUACCCCGACACUUGAUGACCGCUUGUCUUGGACUGUUGGUAAUAUCAGAACGGAACCAAGGAACUUGGCUUCAGCCCCUGAAGAUGGAUAUCAAGCAGAUUUUGCAGGUUUUCAUGGAGUCCAGGGGAAGAUUAUGGGUCCAUCAUUUGACUCCAGUCCAUAUUUCUCUGAGUGGCUGGCUAUGAGGCCCUUGGUGCAGUGUGAUGAUAGUGCCAUGACCUUCACUGCCUCUGGAGAAGGAUUCACACACCUGUUUGUGAACAGAGAGGGAGCCCCUCCCAUCUCCCUGUUCCAGUUACCCCCUUACUGUGGUUACUCAGUGUGGACGUCAUGGAGUGACCUUGAGAUGAUGGUGCCUUAUGAUGCAUGUUACAUUAAACAGGAGAAUGGAAGGUAUGUGCUGUCCCUGUUGUGGUUGGGCAGCCCACUGAAUCUCUCCUGUCCGGUGCAGAUGUCCACUCCUGUCCCCUCUUAUUCCCACUCUGUUCCCGCAGUCUUCUGCCUCCCCUAUGGCAUGGCCGUGCAGAUACAUGGGCAGGAGCAGGACAUACAGAUACUGGAAGUCUUAGUGAAUGGAGGUUGGGCUGCGUUUGUAUCUGAGAAAUGUGCGUACCGUGUCCUCUCACAUCCUGGGGAGCUUGCCUUCUUCAUCUCCUACGGUGCUCCUUGUAUCACUAGCGGCGAUGAUCUUCAUCUCCAUCUUAAAUUAGAUGAUCAGGAAUACAUCCCCUCCUGUCCAGUCAAUCCUCAGUUUCCCUUUGUCCCCUCUCCUCCUCUGUCUCCUGGUAACCCACAGUUUCCCUAUACUCCAGAUCAUGUCAGCCCUGCACCCACCUCCCCUCCUUUCCCUCCUCAAACUCCAUCCCAGGAGCAGAUUGCUCAACUUCGUGACUACCCCCACUACCCCUAUCCUGGAUUACAAUACCCCCAGCUUCCCCAGUUCUUCUAUCCUGGCUCACAACCUGACCCGCCCUCUUGGCCCACUCCUGGGAGUCCUUCUGGGCCCCAGCAGCAGCAGCCGCACAGUCCCAGCUAUCCCUUCAGCCAGUUUUAUCCCCAAACACCCAUUUACUUCCCUCCGCUGCCUACCAAAGAGACAUUUCAAACUUCUCCCCAGGAACCUCAGAAACCAGCGGCUUCACCAGCCACCUGUCCCUCUGAUACUGAUCCCAUUUGUAGCUACUACCCUUACCCCUUUUACCAUUCUCUCUACCUACCACAGUACCAUCCACAUUACCCUCCUGUGCCCCAGUAUACAGAGACUCAACCAACAAUGACCACUACACCUCCUACCACCACAAGUUCUACAGCUUCUACCACAGCUGGACCCACUCCACAUGUCCCCCAUCACCAGUGUCUGAUGGGGAAGAUGGUUGUAUUUCUGCCUUUUGCUCACCCAGACUCCAUCCAGGUCAGAGACCAAAUGAACACAUGGCUGUUCAUCCCCAGUGUGUCUCCACUGUGUGGGUACAUGCUGCAGAUGGCUGAGGGCUGUGGGGUAAUCCUUCACUCUCCUCUGCCUGCCUGCCACAGCCAGUCAUGGACUCCCACGACCAUUUCCUUAGCUCUGAGGUUUUGGGACCUUUCCAUGGCGCAGUAUAGGACUCUGGACCUGCAAUGCCCGUAUCAAACUACCCCUGAAACUCCUGCACCAGUUAUGCCAUCAGUGUCCCCUUCCCCACCCAGCACCACCAAGCUCAGCCUGUCUGUUGUCCCAAGGCCUAAAGUCAUCUGUACCUCCCAUCAGAUGACUGUGGAGCUCCCCUCUGGUCCCAUCUCUGGAAUUGUUGUUAAAGACAUCAAAGGGAACCAGAUGAACCUCCGGGAUGCCCCAGAGCACUGUGGGUAUUCUGCAAGAAAAGGCAAAGAGGGCAAAAUUCGUUUGAGGCUCCAGUUGCACUCACGCUGCCACAUGAGUGUGCAGGGUAAAAUGUACCUCAUCACUGUCGUCUACAUGACCGUAAGUGGGGGACAAGAGGCUCGGUUAUCCUGUCCAGUGGUCGUCCCGGGGUCUGGACAAGAGUGCAACCUUCCCAGCGAACAGCGUCUCCCCUGCAGACCCGGCUCUGUAUCCCAGCCACAGUGCCUCUUCAUGGGUUGCUGCUUUAGCAAGCACCCCCCUGCCUGCUACUACCCCAUGGAUGAGUGCACUAUUGACCGCCACUUUGUCUUCUCCGUGCCGGCCUCCCUCAUGGAGCCCCCUCUUUCUCCUGCCCUGCUUGUCACUGCCGGCAACUCCACCUGCGAACCUCAGAGAGUGACUUCCGACUAUGCCUUGUUCAAGAUCCCGAUGGAUGGCUGUGGGACACGUAGAGUGACAGUGGGGAAAACGGUCAUCUACAUGGUGGAGGUCAUCAACAAGGUUCAGUCAAUCAGCCUCAACUAUGGCACCAUCACGAGGGAUUCUCCGGUCAGGUUGUUGGUGGAGUGCAGAUUUCUGCCAGGCGAUGUUCUGAGUGUGAGCUACUUGGUUAAAACUCCCACCCUGGGACCUGAAGUUCAGACCAAGGGGAUGUUUGGAGUCCAGCUCAGGAUUGCCAAAGACGCCCAGUACAGCAGCCACUACCCUCAGUAUCACCAGCCCCUGCAGAUGCUGCUUGGGAAACCCCUCUACCUGGAAGUGCGGCUGCUCAACGCCCCGGAUCCAAGUUUGGUGCUGUUGGUGCACUUCUGUGUGGCCUACCCCCGCUCUGGAAAGGCUGUGUGGCAGCUGCUUUACAACGGAUGUCCCAACCCCUUGGACCCAGCCCUGCAGCAGGCUGUGCUAUCUGAUCCUCGGCCACCCUCUCCUCAGGCUCAGACCCGCCGCUUCACCAUCAGCACCUUCCAGUUCCUACCUGAUAGUGAGUUGAAGGACCCAGAUGAGGAGAUCUACUUCAUGUGUUCAACUGAAAUCUGCUCGCCAAAGGAUGGGCCUUGUGUCGAGGGAUGCUUUGGCCAGUGAUUUUGCAACAUGGAAGAUGAUUAAAGUUGGUUGAGAUGAUGAUCUGGGUGUCAAGCAGUGAAAACUUCAGGAAGUCACAGCUCCCAGUCAAGAAAAAGUCCUGCACCUAACGCCAAUAAACUGCAACUGGUCACUUUUACACUUUUGUCUUUUGUAAGAAUUGAAUAAACAAGAUUCAACAUGUUAA